Messenger RNA from Phoenix dactylifera (date palm), 1703 nucleotides. Its product is annotated as plant cysteine oxidase 2-like. NCBI's taxonomy places the organism in Eukaryota, Viridiplantae, Streptophyta, Magnoliopsida, Arecales, Arecaceae. The record is from RefSeq and is a predicted model, not a curated record. Gene Ontology annotation, molecular function: oxidoreductase activity, acting on single donors with incorporation of molecular oxygen, incorporation of two atoms of oxygen.
AGAGAGAGAUCGAUCAAAGGCUGUUUGGGAGUAGCCCACAGGAAAGUGGAGAGUCUCCCUUUGGCAUGGCCCCUGGUUUUGCACCAAGACUAAUGGUAUCUCGGCCAAACCCCCCAAACCCCUUCGCCUCUUAUACUCCCAAAUCUCCAUCACUCCGCAACUGGGGUUUCCCCACCUCGCGCUCCAAUCCCCGACCCCUUUCCCUCUCCGCCAGGAGGAAUCCCCAGAAGAAAGAUCUUUUGGGAUUUUUCUUCAAAUCUUAUGGGCAGAAUUCUACACGUAUAGAGCCAUCAAAUCCCAUCCCUUCUUCUCUUCCCCUUCCCCCCACUACAAAGCAAUCGAACUCCGCCCCCCUCUUCUUCUCCAAAGUCCCAUCUUUCUCCCCAUUUCUCAACCAUCAGGAAUCUAGCAAUUCUAGGUUCCUCCUGAUUUGCGGUACACGAUAGGUCCUGAGGGCUUUGGGGGGGUGGGGAGAGUGGGGCCGAUCUUGAUGAGGGUUGACGGCAGCUUGGCGGACCGGAAGGGGAAGGAGGAGUCGGCGGCCGCGGCUGAGGGGGCCGCGGCUGCGGCGGCGGGGGCGGGGGCGAAGUGCAAGUCGUCGAAGAAGGGCAAGCGGCGGAAUAAGAAGGGCAAGUCGGCGACGGUCGUCCAGAGGCUGUUCGAUACCUGCAAGUCCGUCUUCGCCAAUUGCGGACCCGACAUCGUCCCGUCCCCGGAGGACAUCGAGCGCCUUCGAGCCAUUCUUGAUACUAUGAAACCAGAAGAUGUUGGUUUAACUCCAAACCUGCAGUAUUUUCGCAAUGCUGUGUCUGAAGGACCUCCUCUGAUAACAUACUUACGCGUUCAUGAAUGUCCCAAGUUUUCGAUAUGUAUCUUUUGUUUGCCUAAAUCCGCCGUCAUACCACUUCAUAAUCACCCAGGAAUGACCGUCUUUGGCAAGAUUCUUUUCGGCUCAAUGCACGUCAAGUCGUACGAUUGGGUCGAUAAUCCUCAGAACUCCAGGGAGACAAUUAGAAAUGCAGAUGGUGCACGGUUGGCGAAGGUUAAAACUGAUGAUGUUUUCAAAGCACCAUGCGAGACAUCCAUACUUUAUCCGGCGGCUGGAGGCAACAUGCAUCGUUUUACUGCGGUGACCUCUUGCGCGGUGCUUGAUGUGCUUGGCCCACCUUACUCUAAAUCCGAAGGAAGGGAUUGCGCAUAUUAUAAUGAUCUCCCAUAUUCAAGCUCCUCUGGCGAUGCUGUUUUGGUUCCUGGCGAGCAUGAGGGGUAUGCUUGGCUGAAAGAGAUGGAGGGACAACCUGAUGACUGCAUUGUAGUGUCUGGUGAAUACAAGGGCCCAAAAAUUGUGGACCACUGAAUAUAUAAGUUGUGGCGAUGAUGCUGCAGUUCUUGCAGCAAAGCACAGCGAUUCUGCAGUUUGGGUCCGGUGUAGAUACACGAAAGAAGAAUGGGAAAGGGGAAAAGUUAAAGAGAGGAAGGCCAACAAUUCUGUUUUAUAGGUUAUAAAUCUUUAGUGCAAGAAGUUCCUGGCAUUGCCCUGAAGGCAUGUUUUCAAAGUUUUAUUAAAUUUAACCUUGCACCAUUGGAGUUUUUAACUUUUAUUUAUGGCUUCGUUGGCAAGUGGUCAUGGAAGAAAUAUAAUUUCGAAUGGUUUGAGACCAAAUUAUUAUCUGAGAUCGGUACCCUCUUUUUUAUUUUCAGCU